Chironomus riparius is the source of this 2854-nucleotide messenger RNA. NCBI's taxonomy places the organism in Eukaryota, Metazoa, Arthropoda, Insecta, Diptera, Chironomidae. The record is from the annotation of a GenBank genome assembly.
CUAUAAGUAUAUUUGUGCACCCCAAAUAAAAACUUAGAGACCAAACAAAACUUUUGAAAAUGAGUGAAGGCAGAAGAACCAGAUCAGCAAAGGCGAAAACGGAGGUAGAUGUUCAGGAACUGCCAGUGACUACGAGAAAUACAAGAAAAGUUCGAAAACAGAAUAUGGAGGAAGAUGAAAGGGAAACAAACAUAGAAGUUGAAAAUGAAGUAACUGAAACAGAAACUGUAGAAAAUCAGUGCGCUAAAGUUGUCGGUAUUCUUGAUUUUGAAAGUCAACCAGAAGUAACAGCUGAUGACACAGAAAGUUCCAAUCUUGGAUUUUAUGACAACUUAACUUUUGAAAAUCCAAUAGAUGAGAAAAGUGAAACACUUGAGUCGGCAAAUCAAGAUCUAUUUAUGGCAGAUUUAGCUGAAGAAAAUGCUAAUAGUGUCCCAUCAACAAUGGAUGAAAAGCUUGCAAUUAUCAAUGAAGAAAUAAACCUUGAUAGUAAUGCACAGAAUACUUUGAGUGAUGAUUAUGAGAUGAAAGAUGAUAAUUUAUCAUUGGAUACAAAAACAGAAGCAGAAGAUACAAUGGCACAAAGUGAAGAUUUGAAACAAAAGGAUGAACAAGCAACUGAUUUAGAUGCUGAAAAUAUUUCUGAAGACGAAUUGCCAAUUCCAACAAAACCCAAAGUCCAGGAUGCUGAAGAAGUGUCUGAUGAAGAAUUGCCAGGACCAAAAAUGGCCGAAUUACCUGCUGACACUGAAGUUGUAUCCGAAGAGGAACUUCCUUCAUCCAACACUCCAAAUAGUGUUAAAAAAGACGGGAAACGAAAGCUUGAAGAUUAUGAUCCUUGCGAUCCUACAGCUGAUGAAAAUGAAUCACCCGAGAAAAAGACAAAAAAGGAAAACGAAGCGAAAAAACCGAAAUUACCUGAUUUGGAGAAAUAUUGGAAGAGUGUUCAUGCAGACCCUGAAGACUUCAAUGCUUGGACCUAUUUAUUGCAGUAUGUAGAUUCGGAAAAUGACGUUGAGGCCGCACGAGAAGCUUAUGAUACGUUCUUAACUAGAUUUUGCUACUGUUAUGGUUAUUGGAGGAAGUACUCUGAUUACGAAAAAAAGAAAGGCAGUCUGGAGAAAUGUGAAGAGGUAUUCGAAAGAGGUUUGAAAGCUAUUCCCUUAUCAGUUGACUUAUGGAUACAUUAUCUCACUUAUGUAAAGCAGAAAAAUCAAGAUGAUCGCGAUACAAUAAGAAGUCAAUUUGAAAAAGCAUUAAAUAUCUGUGGGCUAGAGUUUCGUUCUGACAAGCUUUGGGAGGGUUUUAUACGGUGGGAAUUGGAAGGAAAGAAUCUUCUUGGAGUAGUUGAUAUCUAUGAUCGAUUACUUGGAACUCCAACACAAGGAUACAAAACACACAUGGAUAAUUUCCGCGAACUGGUAAAUAAUAAUCCUGUUCAAAAACUUCUUAGCGUUGAGGAGUUUAAAAAAUAUCGUGAAGAUGUUCGCAAAUGCAGCAAUGAAAAAGGUGAUGAUGAAGCCCCUCCUGGUUUGGAUGAAGCUGAUGAUCAUGUCAGAAACGAGGAAGAAGCAGAUAGUAUCAGAAAACUAAUCAUAAAUAAGCGCAAAAAAAUUAACAAGUUGAAUGUAGAAAUGAUCAAUAAGCGUUGGGCAUUUGAAGAAGGAAUUAAAAGACCAUAUUUUCAUGUAAAACAACUUGAGAAAAUACAAUUAAAAAAUUGGAAGGAAUAUCUUGAUUUUGAAAUUGAGCAAAAAGACAAGAAAAGAACUCUGGUUCUUUUCGAAAGAUGCUUGAUUGCUUGUGCUCUAUAUGAAGAGUUCUGGAUCAAGCUAAUACAUUAUUUAGAGGAAAAUAAAGAUGAUGCCGAUUUCGAAGAGCGAACACGUGAUGUUUUUGAACGAGCAUGUUGCAUUCACCAUCGGGAUAAGCCAAGCUUGCAUUUAAUGUGGUCUGCAUUUGAGGAGUCUUGUAACAAUAUUGAUAAAGCAUCAAAAAUUUUAGAAAAUCUUGACAAAAAGAAUCCAAAUUUGUUACAAAUAGCUUAUCGUAGAAUCAAUUUGGAGCGUCGUCGGGGUAAUAUUGAAUUGUGCACAAAAUUAUAUGAUCAAUAUUUAUCAAAUGCUAAAAAUAAGAAUAUCUCUUCUUCGCUUGCUAUAAAGUUUGCACGUUUUCUGAAUAAAGUAAAGCACGAAUAUGACAGAGCUAUGGAUGUAUUGAAGAAUGCGCUUGAAAAAGAUACAACAAAUACACGAUUAGCACUUCAGAUAAUAGAUUUAGCACUGCAAAGGGAUAAUGUUGACGAAAAGGAAGUUUUGGAAAUAUUAGAUAGGUUUAUGCAGCAGGACAAUUUAGAUAUUGAUCAAAAGCUUUUGUUUGCGCAAAGAAAAGUCGAAUUUUUGGAAGAUUUUGGAAGUUGCAUAAGACAACUACAAGAAUCCCAAAAGGCUUUGCAAAACUUAAUGGAGAAACAUUCGAAGGAAAACAAGAAAAAGUCCAGUGACCAUGAAGUGUCGAAAAAGUCUAAAGAUUCGAGCACAUUAGUCAAUAAUCCAGCAUAUAAUUCAUCAGUUAAUUAUCAGAGUUAUUCCAACACUUCGUAUCCACAAUCCAAUCAAUGGAGUGGAAAUUACAAUUAUGAUUAUAAUCAAUGGAGUGGAAGCUACUAUAAUUCAUCAAGCUAUGGAAACUAUCAACAUGGAAGUUAUGGGAAUUCAUAUUAAUCUUAUUUUUUUUUUUGAUACUAACAUCAGAAAAUUUUACCUAUUCAGCACUUUUCGUUUCAAUAAAUGAGAUGCAACAUUUUAUUACAAAAAUCUUAAAUGUAAAGAUUAUAGAAUUUGACUUUUAUUAA